Osmerus eperlanus (European smelt) is the source of this 5742-nucleotide messenger RNA. RefSeq names its product PHD finger protein 2 (gene phf2). Bases 214 to 3450 code for a protein of 1078 amino acids. NCBI's taxonomy places the organism in Eukaryota, Metazoa, Chordata, Actinopteri, Osmeriformes, Osmeridae. The transcript is spliced from 22 exons. The record is from RefSeq and is a predicted model, not a curated record. Gene Ontology annotation, biological process: regulation of transcription by RNA polymerase II; protein demethylation. Gene Ontology annotation, molecular function: transcription coregulator activity; histone demethylase activity.
GGCAUACUCACAAUAAUGCAUUUCAGGAAAUUUAAUAUCCUUUCAACAAUGAUACCAUUUUAAUGCAGCGCCAGCGUAUGUUGGAGUUUUGAAUUCAAAUUCAUGUCCCGCGGAACGGCCCUGCAUUAGGAAGAUCUUCAUAUGGUAUUUUGUUGCAGGAGGGUUCCUGCUGCCCCCGUCUCUCCGACGUUGUUGUGAAUUGAUCUAGCGAACAUGGCGACUGUACCAGUAUAUUGCAUCUGCAGAUUACCUUACGACGUAACCCAGUUUAUGAUAGAAUGUGAUGCUUGCAAGGAUUGGUUCCAUGGCAGCUGUGUUGAGGUGGAUGAAGAUGAUGCUCCAGACAUUGAUAUUUAUCACUGUCCAAACUGUGAGAAGACCCAUGGCAAAUCAACAAUGAAAAAGAAGAAGAACUGGAACAAGCAUGACACAGGCCAAAGCACAGACGUCAAAGCUGUCCAGAAUGGUAGUCAAGUGUUCAUCAAGGAGCUUCGCAGUCGUACAUUUCCCAGUGCUGAAGAUGUAGUGGUUAAACUGAAUGGCAGUCAACUGACAAUGGACUACUUGGAGGAGAAUGGGUUUAAUGAACCUAUUCUAGUCCAGAAGAAAGACGGUCUGGAUAUGUCCAUGCCAGCUCCAACUUUCUACAUCAGUGAUGUUGAGAACUAUGUUGGUCCAGAUGUUGGUGUUGAUGUUAUUGAGGUUACCAAACAGACGGACAGCAAGAUGAAACUCAAGGAGUUUGUUGAUUACUACUAUAGCACAAACAGAAAGAAAGUUUUAAAUGUGAUCAACUUGGAAUUUUCAGACACAAGGAUGGACAGUAUAGUGGAGAGUCCCCAGAUAGUGAGGAGGUUAUCCUGGGUAGGAAACUACUGGCCUGACGAUGCUCUGCUUGGCAAGCCCAAAGUCACCAAGUACUGUCUCAUCUGUGUGAAAGACAGCUACACAGACUUCCAUAUUGAGUGUGGCGGUGCCUCUGUCUGGUACCAUGUCCUCAAGGGAGAGAAAAUAUUUUUCUUGAUCAAGCCGACUUCUGCCAACCUGUCUCUGUAUGAGCGCUGGAGGUCAUCAUCCAAUCACAGCGAGAUGUUCUUCGCUGAUCAGGUGGACAAGUGCUACAAAUGUACACUGAAGCAAGGACAGACUUUGUUCAUUCCAUCGGGUUGGAUAAAUGCAAUACUGACUCCAGUUGACUGCCUGGCAUUCUCUGGACACUUUGUCCACAACCUGAGUGUGGAGAUGCAGAUGAGAGCCUACGAAGUAGAAAAGCGACUAAAGGUGAGAAGCCUCACUCCCUUCCCAAACUUUGAGACGGCAUGUUGGUAUGUCGGUCGACAUCUCUUGGAGCGAUUUAAAGGUUUACACAAGGCAAACAAACAACCAGCUCCAUACCUGGUACAUGGUGCCAAAAUCAUUAACGGAGCCUUCAGAGCAUGGACAAAAAAACAGGCUCUUUUGGAACACGAGGAUGAGCUUCCAGAGAAUAUGAAGCCCACACAGCUCAUAAAGGAUCUUGCCAAGGAGAUCAGAAUUUCAGAGAAUGCAACAAAAGCCAUCAAGAGUGAGCCUAGCGCCAAGGUGCCUGUGGAAGAGCCUCCUUCAGCCCACUCUGAGCCUGAGGAACCUGUUUCUCCAGCUCACGUUCCAUCACCCCCCAUGGAGAAACCAACAAGGAAGAAAGCCUCCAAACUCCCGAAACCACCCAAACCCCCAAAGCCGCCCAAGCCCCCCAAGAUGUCUAAGGCUCCCAAGCCACCCAAGGUACCCAAAGUGAAGGAAGGAGGCAAGAAGAAAGGAAAGAAAGCUAAGGAGAUUGCUCCCCCACCAAAGCCCUCCAGCUUUGCUGCUCUCGAAUCUCAUGCUAAGGACAUCCUGAGCAAGAUGGACCAGCCAAAGAAGGGGAAGGCUGCUAAAAAUGUUUUAAGCAUGUCAGAGAAGGAAACAUCUAAGCAGAAUAAUUUGGAUAAGUUUGAAAUUCGGGAACAGAACAAGAACAAAACUGAAGCCAAAUGGAAAUACAAGAACAGUAAACCAGAUUCCCUGUUAAAGAUGGAAGAAGAGCACAAAUUUGAAAGAACACUACUGUCUGGCAACAAAGACAAAUUUGCUUUUACCAUGUCUCACAAAAAAUUACUCGGGUCUAAGACACUAAAACCCCAGACCAACUCAAGUGUUUUUGGAUCCUUACAAAACUUAAAAGAAGACAAAGCCAAGCCGGUGAGAGACGAGUAUGAAUAUGUCUCAGAUGAAGGAGAGCUGAAGAUAGAUGAGUUCCCCAUCAGGAGGAAAAAAAACGCUGUCAAGAGAGACAUAUCCUUUUUGUCAAACAUCAAAGAACCCAUUCAGCCGGCCAAAAAAACAAAGCUCCAACCUUCAAUUCAAAAGAAUGCUGACUCUUCAGAUGAAGAGUCCCUUCAUAUAGACACAAAUGCAAAACCAGAGGUCAAAGGUCGGAACUCCAAGGUCAAAAAGAAGGGUGGCAGUGCAGCAGGAAUUCUUGACCUGUUACAGGCAAGCAAACAAGUGGGUGGGAUCGACUACAGUGCAAACAGUCAGCCACCUGCAUCCCCCAGCACACAGGAAGCCAUUCAGGGCAUGUUGUCCAUGGCAAACCUGUCAUCUUCAGACAGCAUGCAACAGACCUGGAGCAACAGCCAGUCCAAGAACAAUAGCCAGUCAAAGAACAACUCUCACAGCGCACAUACUGGCAAGAAGGCUACAGGAACCAACGGCGGUGGCGGCAAUAACAGCAAGCGGCCAAACAAACGUCUCCCGAAGAAAACCCGAAAGAGCAGCAGUAUUGACAGUAUGGAGUUUGACGAUGAUCAGGAUCACAUGGAUGCAUGCUUCAAGGACUCUGAUUAUGUUUACCCUUCUCUGGAGUCUGAAGAGGACAAUCCUGUAUUUAAAUCCAGAUCAAAGAAAAGGAAAAGUUCUGAUGACACUCCUUACAGUCCAACAGCGCGUGUAGGUCCUUCAGUCCCCAGACAUGAGAGGCCUGCUCGGGAGGGAGCACGAGUGGCCUCCAUAGAAACUGGACUUGCAGCUGCUGCAGCCAAACUCUCCCAUCAGGAGGAGCAGCAGAAGACCAAGAAGAAGAAGAAGACCACCAAAAAAAAGACAAUAGUGAUUGAGGAACCCCAGAACAUCUCUCAGGACAGCAGCUCCCCAGAGCCCACCCAGGAUUCUCAAGACAGCCUGGUAGAUCAUGAGUACAGCACUGGAACAGGCAAAACACCACCUGGGGGUCCCCAACCCAUGGCUCCAGGAGUCUUCCUCAACCAGAGACGGCCCUCUACGUCAUCCCAGAACUCCACAACAAAAGGAGGAGAUCGUGGGGUCUCAGCCGAGGCUAAAGCAAAAAGGCUAAAGAAAGGCAUGGCAACGGCCAAACAGAGACUUGGAAAGAUCUUAAAGAUCCAUCGGAAUGGGAAGCUCCUUCUGUAACACAAACUGUGUAGGACUGGGAUAUACUCCUGAUGUUUUGGGCUCAUGAACUGGUCCUAUCUUGCCCCCCCCCCUCUUCCUCCUCCCAUUCCUCUUCCUCACUGAUCAAAGCCAACAGCGAAAAUUACGGAAACACAAGGGAGGACGAAACAAGUCACACAUUUUUCAAUUUCUAAGAAGAACAUCAUUCAAAUAGGUUUUUGCCUCUACUUAUUCUUUAUAACUUUCAGAUAUUAAAGUGUACAGAAUACCUGCUAUAAAUAUUUUUUAAGAGAAAACGUGUCAUUUUACUACAGCUGUUUAUCAGGGGUUGCUACAUGUGAAAUAGAAGUACAUUGCAGUCAUUCCAAGAUUCUGAAAGUAUCCCUUGCAUGUAUUCAGUUGCAUGUCCGCAUAGAGGUUUGGUUUGGGGGAUUUACAUUUAUUUUAGGAAAUUCAUUCCUACUAUUUGGAUGUGGCUUAUCAUUGCCUCCCAAUGUUCAAUAAUAGAGGGAAAGAGCAGAAAAAUGCUUGAAUGUUUUAGUAACGCUACUGGGCCAGUCAUCUUAAAUUCUCCCUUUAUCUUCCCCAGUUUAAGGCUUUAAUUGAAGCAUUAACUUCCUGGAACUUUUUAUUAUUUACUUUGUUUGCUAAGCACUAUCAGUGAUAUUUAUUGAUGUAAUGGUGUGUCAUGUGAUAAAUAGGAAAGGAAAGCCAAAAAGGCACUUAUGGAACAACUAUUAAGCACACAAAAUGAAGUUAUUACCUGAGUAAAGUAAAAUGUUAGGAUGUGAUGACAAUUACAAUAAACUUUUCACUUAGUUUUAUUGUUUAUUAGAGACCCGAAUGCUAAAAUAUGCAGUCUUUGUAUUUAAAGUUUUUCUUAUAUUUAUCAAAACAUAUCAGUUAUCGGGGCAAAGACAGUCUUCAACUACAUUUUUUGUAAAAUUCUAAAGGUAAUACUGCUGUUAUAAGAAACUUUGAUCGAACAGCAAAUAACUUUGUUUUUGAAAAUGACAUUUCCUAGAGUAUCACAGUGGAAUAUAAAUAAACCUAAUACAUGGGAUUAUUUUUCACAUUGUAUCACAGUUAUUUGUGUUUACGCGUUGAUAUUCCCAAGUAUAACAUGUAGGAGACUGCUAGUAAAUGACUGUUUCUUUCUUUCUCACAUACGUAGAGGACUUUAAAAAGAUUAACACUAAAUGGGACCUAAAGACCUGAUGAUAAGCCUCAUCCAUUUUAGUUGCUAUGGCUACAUGGGGAUACUUUCUAUCUUCUUUUGUUUCACAGGCAUCACCAUAAACUUAGACUGAAAUAUGCAUAAAUAUUGCUUCACAGUACAGUAUGUAGAAUGUAGCUUGUACAAAGCCUUUUAAAUGACUCAUUUUUUGUAUCUUUUUCCCUUCAUACCACAUUAUACAUUUUUACUAGUUUUUUGCUAAUUAUAAACAAAUAUCAUGUAUAUGAAUAAAUAGAAAUAGCCAUUAUGUUACAUUUUAUUCGAGACAUGAUAGUCAACAUUAUUUGUAUUUUCUUUUUUGACUGAGGUGUUGCCUGGAAAACAACUGAAGAAAUAACAUUGUCAUAUGGCCUUACAUACAAAGCUAACCGUAUUGUGAUUUUUUUGGAAUAAGAGAGGAAGCUUUGGAGAGAAAAAAUACAAAAAGAAAAAAAUCUAAACAAAGUUUCUAUGACCAGCCUCUUGUUCAAGUCCUAGUUCAAAAUGAUUUUACUAGCACCUUGUGAAGUGUUUUCUGUGUCAGUGAUGUAAUUUAUUAAUGUUUGUAGCUUUUUAUACCUGUACAAUUCUUAAGAAUUAUGUUUUUGAAUAUUUCAUCAGCCUGUAAAAUCCCCCCGAACAAGAACCAGUUCGUUUUGAUCUUUUCAGGCAUCAAUAGGUCACUACUCUGUGUAAAACAUUGGAUCCUUUUUGUCUUCACUUUGUCAAUGUUAUCAUCGUCAGCAGUCAAGAUGUUGCAUACUAUUAUUAUUGAUGUCAUUGUUAAUGUCUCUAUUAUUAUUAUUAUUGUUUUCAUUAUUAUUAAGCAGCUAUGUUUAACAUCCAUCAUGCCAUUUUCUUUUGGUUGAAAGUAUGUACAUUUUUAACAGGUUUCUAUGUGCUAAUCAAUAGCCGUGUUUUAGUCACAGAUGUAAAUCAUGUAUCCACAUUGCAAGGAAAUACACUCAGAUCAAACUUUGUCAAUGGAACAAGUUCAGGUUUUAUUUGUACAAUAAGUGUGUUGCUUUGUUGUGGUUUAUUUUUGUAUGUCCAACCUAUUAAAUGCGUCCACUGUGCCAGGGCAGUGAAUUAUA